Eriocheir sinensis (Chinese mitten crab) is the source of this 1040-nucleotide messenger RNA. RefSeq names its product vitelline membrane outer layer protein 1-like. Bases 156 to 869 code for a protein of 237 amino acids. The transcript is spliced from 6 exons. The record is from RefSeq and is a predicted model, not a curated record. Lineage: Eukaryota; Metazoa; Arthropoda; Malacostraca; Decapoda; Varunidae.
GCACACACAACAAAUCUCGAGAGCCUUACAGUGCCUUCAGUACCAAUUAUUCUCCUCUGUGGGAAAGCAAGCACCUGUCCUACGGCAAUCACUAGGUAAAAGAGAGGGAUCUAGACUCAUCUGUUCACUUCCCACAAGACUCAAGCAGCGCCACGAUGACUGACUCUCCUCGCCUCCUCCUCUCUCUCCUGCUGGCGACCUCAUGCUGCCUCCUGGUAUUCGGGAGCGCGCCCACCCCACGCCGCAGGAUCACCAAGACUCUGUACCUCAGCAACGGGCUGCCUUGGGGCAACUGGGGCGAUACGGAAUUCUGCGAGGAUAAGAGCUUCGCCGCCUACGUGGAAGCCAAGUUUGAGCCCUACGCCGCCCUGGACGCUGACGAGACAGCCCUCAACGCCCUCAUACUCUAUUGCGUUAGCCUCGAGACGGGACUCCCAACCGGACACAUCGCAUCCACCGUGGGAGUGAAGGGAGAACUACAGGGGAUGAAGAUAUGCACCCAUGGCUUCAUCACUGCGAUCAGGGCCCGUGUAUUGAAGUCACAGGGCACCUUCGGCGACGAUGUGGCCAUACAGAACUUCCAGAUUGAGUGUGAUCGCAGCUACAUCAUCAACGCUGUGGACGGGCAAAGGGACAGCAGGAUUCCCUUGGGCGAGUGGGGUGAGUGGUCUGCCUGCCCCGACGGCUCUGCCAUCUGUGGCAUGGAGAUUCGCUACAACAAAGUUGACGCCCUUACUGAUGACGCGGCCACAUCCGAUGCCGUCUUCUACUGUUGUGCCCUCAACGACACCCUCACGCGCACCAACCAUAGAGACACGGAUGAGGCCGGACAAGGACCAGGCAUCCAUUUGCACCUUGUGGACCAGUGAGAGUGUUGCUGUGUCUACCAAACACUUUAAUUCCCACUGGACGCAAGUGUUUAAAUAUACAAUUCAUGUGUUGUCCUCAUAUGUAUACUUUAGCAUUAUAGAAAUUAAAUCAAAUUAUACUAAACUACAAUGAUGUUUGAGAAUGAAUAAAUUUUAACAUCAUUGUUCCAA